Oryza sativa Japonica Group (Japanese rice) is the source of this 1676-nucleotide messenger RNA. RefSeq lists its product as uncharacterized. NCBI's taxonomy places the organism in Eukaryota, Viridiplantae, Streptophyta, Magnoliopsida, Poales, Poaceae. The record is from RefSeq and is a predicted model, not a curated record.
CUCCGUCUUCCCAUUCCCGUCCCUCUCCCUCUUCCAGGAUCGAUCCAAACCCUAGAAAUCGCCACGUUUCAUCCACCCCGCCAACCCCAUGCCACCGGUUCGCACGUACGGCCGGCGCCAGCGCCGGCGCCGCGGCAGCCGUCUCAGUCCUACUCGCUCGUGCGCACCAUCAUGUCAGGAGGAGGAGGAGGACCAUGUGGUUGAGACUGCAUCUGCACAAACGCAUGCCGAUCCGCCGUAUGCAAAGGAGGGGCAUGUGCCAUCUUCCAUCACUGCUACUUCCUCAUCCUCUCAGCAAGCAGAUGCAGUAGAUCAGGACACCGAGGUCUGGCCACCAUCUGCAAGCUGCCUUUCCUCAUCUCCGGCAUCACGCGUUUGGGCUCGACAUGUGAAAGAUUGGGGACGCAUAUUUUACAUCAGGGUUGAUCUUCAGGGAUCUUUCCACACAUAUCCUAAUGUGGGUGGGCCAUUUCAAAGCUCACAGGAAACUGACAAGGCUAUUGAUCGCUAUCUUGAGGACCAUUGGGAUCCAAAAAUGCGCAUGGGGCCAGAUGAUAAUGUCUCUACAAUGGAUAAGGUUAUACGGCGAUGCCUUUACUGGCCUGAUGGCAGAAUUAAGAGGCAUACAAAAUCAUCUUCGACUAGGGCAGCCAAUAAGAGAAUGCACCAAUUCAUCCAAGCAUUAGUCGACAAGUAUAAUGAUGAUCACAAUCUUUUGGGGGAUUUGGCACUUAAACUCAAAGAUGUUUUGCACUACCAGCCAAUUUGUGAGAACCAUAUUUGGUACUAUCAUCUCAAUUUCACUGCAAAGACUAAAGAAGCUGAUGGUUUAGACUCUACUAGUGACAAUCUGUUCUUUGUGGAAGUCAAACGUAUGGGAAUAGGAAAUUAUGAAGAAAUGUUGGUCAGCUGUUUCUGCAUGGUUAAUCCUGAUAAUGGUAAACCAUGUAAAGGUUGUACCAACAAUGGAACUGUUGACAUGAAGCACCCUGACACUGAUGAAUACUUUGCUGGCCACUUGGAUGCAUAUUUGCCUUUUGGAUGUUUUGGAAAGUGGAGCGACUCUAAUGACGAUGAUAAAUACGUGAAAGCUAGGGAGGCCAAGUUAAGGCAUAUGUACGAGGGACGGAGAGAGUAGUAACUCCUUGUGUAUUUGUUGUCUUCAAGGCAUUGAUUAUGAUACACUUGUUACGAAGAGAGUAUUCACACUCCCUCCGGGUGUGACUAUUGUGGAAGACUAAAAAUUAAGGGAUGGAGGAACUACUCACUCCAUUUGGGUGAAACGUCGCAACACGUGCAGAAUGUCGGUAUCUAUGAAACACAAUGUCGAUCGGUAUCUAAAAUAUGAUACGUCUGCUAUGUAUAUAUCUCUAAUGUCCUUGGUUUGCAUGGGUUAUAUCCGUUGGCGUGCAGCUCACUGUGAUGAGAUUUGCAUGCCUUGCUGAAUUUGGAUGUUUGGAGAUAAUUAAUUUCUGUGGACUGAAUGCCUGCACUACACCUGUUUGCGCAUGAUCACCGUAGGCUACUUCAUACUGUAAUUCCAGCCAAUCCAAGUUAGGACCUACUUUGCUUAUUUACUUGGGUCAUUUGUCUGGUGAUAGCACUAAGUAAAACUCGUAGCAUACUAACCUUUCAUAGCGGACUAAGCGGCGAACGUCAACACACGUUUAACAACU